Molecule: messenger RNA, 1257 nt
Organism: Anopheles marshallii
Lineage: Eukaryota; Metazoa; Arthropoda; Insecta; Diptera; Culicidae
Gene: Lipt1
Product: lipoyltransferase 1, mitochondrial
Exons: 5
Coding region: 1-1257 (418 amino acids)
Biological process (GO): protein lipoylation
Cellular component (GO): mitochondrion; cytoplasm
Molecular function (GO): lipoyltransferase activity
Source: RefSeq, a predicted model, not a curated record
AUGGCUGCCUUGGUAGUGAAACGAUCGGUGCGAUCACUCUGCCGGAUGUACGUCCUUUCGUCCCCGUCGGCGACAACGCAUGUUUCUCAGCAAGCACAAACGUGUGCCUACUCCUCCUCCACGAAGCAUCCGUUCCAGGGCAAUGGAGAGGGCAGUAGCCCAACAGGUCAUCUGACCAUGACCAGCAGCAGCAAGCAGAUGUCAACGGCCGACAUCAAGAAGAUCCCGGAUGCGGAGGUACGCAAAUCCGUCUUCAUCUCGCAAUCGAACGAUGUGUUCACGAACCUCGCGCUGGAGGAUUGGAUCUAUCGGAACUUUGACCUGACCAACCAUCACAUACUGAUGCUGUGGAUUAACAAACCGUCGGUGGUGAUCGGCCGGCACCAGAAUCCAUUCUCCGAGACGAACGUUUCAGCGCUGGAGCGUAAUGGGAUCGAGCUGGCUCGACGUAACAGUGGCGGUGGGGCCGUCUAUCACGAUCUCGGUAACCUGAACUGUACCUUCUUUAUGCCGCGGGCCCGGUACGAUCGAAAGUACAACCUAACACUGCUGACACGCGCCCUUUAUCGGGAGUACGGCAUCAACGCGGAACUUUCCGCACGGGACGACAUUGUGCUGUUGGGCAAGAAGAUAUCGGGAACAGCAGCUAAACUAGGCCAACCGAACGCUUAUCAUCACUGUACACUGCUUGUAAACUCAAACAAGCUUCACCUGGGUGCAUCCCUUGCGAAAGAUAACGUUGAAAUAACAAGCAAGGCUACCGCUUCCAUUCCUUCGCCGAUCAAGAAUCUUGUUGACGUAAACCGAACCGUAAACAUCCAGCAACUUCUGUCGGCCGUUGGCUAUGAAUUUCUUCGCACACCCGCCACCCAACUGACCGAUGGUGGUCGCGAGCUGUUGAUGAAGCAGCGCGGCUUCCAGCUAAUCAAUCCAACGGACAAAUGGUUCCCUGGCAUUACCGAGCUUCGCGAAAACUUUGCCUCCUGGGAGUGGCGGUUUGGCAAGACGCCCAACUUUUCCGUACAGAAAACGAUCCAGCUCAAAUCGGCCGGAGCGCAUCAGCAUGAGAUGAAGGUGAAAGUGGACGUUGAAAAGGCACUUAUCAAAGAAAUUAGUCUCGUCCUGCCCAACCACGAGCCGAUUCCGGUUGUGUCGGAUAUGGUGGGCCGCAUGUAUAACGAGGAUUGUUUCCAUGGUAUCGCGGAAGCACUGCGGGGUGCAAACACCGAGAAUAUGCAGCAGGCGAUGGGAUUAUGA